This is a messenger RNA of Trachymyrmex septentrionalis, 993 nucleotides long. RefSeq lists its product as uncharacterized. Bases 1 to 993 code for a protein of 330 amino acids. The transcript is spliced from 5 exons. Lineage: Eukaryota; Metazoa; Arthropoda; Insecta; Hymenoptera; Formicidae. The record is from RefSeq and is a predicted model, not a curated record.
AUGGACAAGGGAAAGCCUAGAGAGAAGGGAGUACUUAUGGAGAGGGGGGUUUUUUGGCGUACUUAUAGCAUCAUUGUUUGGUUAAUACAAUUGAGUCACACAAUCGCGUUAAUUUUCGGGAUUAUCUUGGCACCGACGGAGAAUAGUCUGAAGGACGGCAUUCUCUCCGUCGUGGUCACAAUAGAGGCAUUUUUCAUGCUUACGUGUCUUUAUACACGUAAGAAGUUGAUAAAGGAAAUGAUCCAGAAGAUGAACGAUAUCUUGCAAAGCACGGAUGAAAUUAUGAAGGAUACUGUAAAGUCGGCUAUAAAUCCUAUAAUAUUGCCAUUCGUAAUAUAUGGCGUGACCAGCGUAAUAUCGGUUACGAUAUAUCACGCCAUGCAACCGAUUGUAUUGGCUUUCGAGAAGUUCACCUUUUUUUAUGUAGAUUACAAUUUGUCAACCGAUUUUAGUACUGAACCGUUUUCCAAUCGCAUUCUGAUUUUAUCGAUUAUUUUGAAAACAAUUGGCAGCGUUUACUUAUUUCUCAAGAAGUUUGGUGUGGAUGUGUACAUGAUGCAUUUAGUAUUAAUGUUAACGGCGCAGUAUCGAUACGUAGCAAUAAAACUCAUGAUGUUGUUUCGUGAUUUACAUAACUAUAACGACAAAUCUCGAAAAGAAUAUUAUCCUAUAGAAGAUCGAUGGACGGAGGGAGAAUUAAGAAAAUUAUGUCUGCACCAGAAUACUGUUUUAAACAUGUCAUUUAUAUUAAAGAAACUUUUGUCUGUGAACUUCAGUAUACUCUACAUCAAUAAUGUAUUUCGGUUCUGCUUUAUAGGUAUCUUAUUAAGUGCAAUACCAUCAAUGACUUUUGUAGAAGGAAUUUCAGUCACUUUAUUUGCAAUUGGUUCACUAACGCAAUUUUUUUUGUUAUGUUCUUCCGUACAAUCAUUAUCAGACGCAAACAGUUACAGAACUGUAGGAAUGAAUAAUGUCGAAAUAAUGUCAAAAUAA